This is a messenger RNA of Schistosoma turkestanicum, 1577 nucleotides long. The record is from the annotation of a GenBank genome assembly. Lineage: Eukaryota; Metazoa; Platyhelminthes; Trematoda; Strigeidida; Schistosomatidae.
GUUCAACAAUCGAAUUGUUACUAUCAACUUUUAGAUAAAACACCAAAUAUCCCAGUAAAUUAUCGUACAGAAGAUGGUGUAGUUUAUUUAACACCAAAUUGGACAAGAAAUCCAAAUAAUAAUAAUACUACUACUACCAGUACUACUACUUCUACUAUUACACAUCAACGUCCAUUGUUAAGUGCACAUCUUCAAACAGCUACAAUCAACAAUAGUUCAACAAUACAACAAUAUAUUCAAUCCCAUGAAUCUGGUCAAUUGUAUUAUUUAUUUUUCCGUGUAUCUUGUUAUGAAGAUGAUUUUAGACGACCUCCGUCAUCGUCAACAGCAGCAGAAGCCAUGGAAUCUAUGUCAUCGAUAAAUCUAUCCACAGGACAGCAACAAUCAGCAAAUAUGCCAACAAUGGGCAAUUCAUCUUAUCCAACUUCAUCAUUCACUAAUAAUAAUAAUAAUCGUGAUCAAAAUCAAACAUGGUUGUCGGUGAAUCCGACAUUAAUCGAUGCGAAUAACAAUAAUAAUCAUCGAAAAUAUAAACUAGUAUUUCAACAUUCAUUUUAUGUUUACAUUUCAAUAGCAAAAUAUCCAUUUUAAAGUGAAUACUACUCACAAUACUACUCACACUACCACUAACUACUACUACUCCGACUUCUACUACUACUGCUACUACUCCGACUACUACUACUACUCCGACUUCUACUACUACUGCUGCGACUACUACUACUCCAACUACUACUACUACUAAUCCGAUUGCUACUACUCACACUACCGCUGCUACUGCUAUGACUCCUACUACUGCUACUACUACUACUACUACUACUGCUACUCCGACUACUACUACUACUUCUACUCCUACUACCACUCACAUAACUUACUACUACUCCGACUCCUACCACCACUACUACUCGCUACUAUUACUCCGACUACUGCUACUACUUACACUACGACUAUUACUAGUAAUAAUAUUGUUCUUCCUUUUUUUUUCAAACAAACUUACUCAACUACAUUUUCUUUUCCAAAAUUUUUCUGUAUGAAUAAAGUAUGCAAAAAAACAAGUCGGGUUUUUUUUCUAUUAAAAAAAAAUCUUUUUUUCUAAUAUUAAAAAAAUCUUUAUUUUAUUUUCUUUUUGUGUUUGUUUAUCAACUCAUAUUCACUGUGUUUUAAACAAAACAAAAAUUUCAUUUCAAUUUGUUUUACUAUGAACUUGUAAGGGAAACACAGUGUGAUCAAUUUUAUUUUGGCGGGGAAACAAAUACACAGGAAAUGGAGUUUAUUUAAACAAAACUAUGCAUAUUGAUCAACGAUAUAAUUAGAACAAAUGAAUUGAGAUGAAAUCUUGGUUUUCUUACAAAACAGAAGAAACAGUUCAAAUGUUUUCUUUUUUUAGGAUAAAAUUCAUUGAAUUUUAUGAUAAUUUUUUUCUCUAAUAACCGGUUCAUUUGAAAUUGUUCGCUACGUGUGUGUGUGUGCGUGUGCGUGUGCAUGUGCGUUGUUCAAACAUAUAAAUGCAUUUUAUUAGUAUGUUGUCAGUAAUAUAUGUUAUUCUGUUUGGAAAAAAUAUAUAUCUAUCUGAUGAUUAA